Molecule: messenger RNA, 440 nt
Organism: Phodopus roborovskii (desert hamster)
Lineage: Eukaryota; Metazoa; Chordata; Mammalia; Rodentia; Cricetidae
Product: keratin-associated protein 7-1
Exons: 1
Coding region: 74-337 (87 amino acids)
Source: RefSeq, a predicted model, not a curated record
GAGAGAGGCUGCAUUCACACUUCGGUAACUUGUUUUUCACAGUCUAUCCAAAUCCCUCUCCUCAUCUGCCAUCAUGACUCGUUAUUUCUGCUGCGGAAACUACUUCCCAGGGUAUCCUUGCCAUGGAACCAACUUCCACGGGACCUACAGAGCCACUCCCCUCAACUGUGUCGUGCCUCUGGGUUCUCCCCUGAACCACGGCUGUGGCACCAUCUACAGUUCCCGCAACUACUGUUAUGGUGGCGUUAGUAACUUCAACAAUCCCGGCUGUUGCUAUGGCAGCAGCUUCUACAGGCCAUGGGGCUCCGGCUCUGGCUUUGGCUACAGCACCUAUUGAUGGACCAAUGGCUCUGAUGACUACAGGACCCUCAACCAGUUACCUUCGCUAGGAACAACCUGAGAAACAAUGCGUGCCAUCCAGCCUCCCCUGUGCUUGGAAG